AAGUCAACAAUGUCACUUGCAAAGCCAGCAAUGAGAGGCCUCCUUGCCAAGCGUUUGAGGUUCCACUUGCCCAUCGCAUUCGGUCUUUCCCUGGUGGCAGCAGCCGCCUUCAAGUUCGCAGUAACAGAGCCCAGGAAACAGGCUUAUGCUGACUUCUACAAACAUUACGAUUCAACGAAGGAGUUCAAUGCCAUGAGGGAAGCUGGUGUUUUUGAAAGCGUCAGACCCACUGGAAAAUAAACCACUGUCUUGUCAUGUCCCCCCUGCAUUCCUGCUCUACAACUGAAUCUUUAUAAGAUUAUCAGAUAUGAACAUGGAUGUCUGAUGUUCUUAUUAAUAUACAAAUAAACUAUUGACCGCCAUCAUGCUGUAGUGAUUUAUUGAUACUCGUGUAUGAAAAUAAAUGUUGAAAGCUGUUCUCGUCAA
Messenger RNA from Sinocyclocheilus grahami, 426 nucleotides. RefSeq names its product cytochrome c oxidase subunit 6C-1-like. The record is from RefSeq and is a predicted model, not a curated record. Lineage: Eukaryota; Metazoa; Chordata; Actinopteri; Cypriniformes; Cyprinidae. The transcript is spliced from 3 exons. The coding region runs from base 10 to 240 and encodes 76 amino acids.